Messenger RNA from [Candida] anglica, 4274 nucleotides. NCBI's taxonomy places the organism in Eukaryota, Fungi, Ascomycota, Pichiomycetes, Serinales, Debaryomycetaceae. The record is from the annotation of a GenBank genome assembly.
AGGGUGCACUAGGAGGUCAAAUCCAUGGAGUCAACUUACAGUAGGAGUAUUGUCCCCAAAAUAGACAUAUUCAUAUCACAGCCAACCUGUUAACCUUUGGGAACCCUAUCGUCUUAUGAGAAAACAAUAUAAUUGUAUUUAACAAAAUUUUCAAGUGUUACCUAGGCAGUUCUCUUACCAGAGCCCUCAUAUCUAUGUUGCAGAAUUAAUUGGUUAAAGAAAUUCCACAGUAAAUUUUUAAAAAAUAAUAAUGUACGCAACCAUUUCAAUUGAUUAAGCCCCGAAGUAGAUCUUUCGUUAAUAUUAACAGAAAUGAAAUCUUGACCUAAUGGGGUAUGAGAUCUUUACGAAAAGAAGACUUCGUUUUCUUUUCCAAGAUAUUUUUAACUAUCGGCGGUAUCUCCGAGUGAAUAACCAGGAAGGUUUAGCCGGGAAAUCCCCAAUUUUUUCUUUUGGACAAUAAGCAUUGAAGGUGACAAAUAUCGAUGGCAUCUCAGGGUUGGGUUCGGUAAUAGAAAGGCCGAUCUAGAACUCAAUUGAUCAUUGAUAUGCAUUGAAGUUCUUCAUCGUCGGCGGUAUCACCGAGUCGGAGUUGGGAUCGGUACCAUCAUGGUAGAAGUACUUAAAUUAAAACCAUUUUCAAUGGUAUACAGCGAAGUCCUCAGCCAUCGGAAACAUUCUCCCAUUUACAAGAAAAGUGAACGGAGUACUCUGAAUUUUCCACCAUACUUGGAACAAUAAAAAAAUUCAAAUUUACUUGAAAUGGCUGCGAAUUUUUUUUUUAGGAUUACGUAGACGUCACUACAUAUGUGCGAAAUACAAAUAAAGUAAAUAUUCCACAAAUCCGUGUUCUGGACCUUUAGAUCACGGCGUUACAACACAGCUUACCUAAACGGACUAUUUUUUAGUGAUAAGAAUCUUAAUAAUCUACGUACUAAAAUUGGAAUUUCACAGCAAUACACUUUUAAGGUUUGUGUCGAUCUCUGCAGGAAAAAAAACAAACAAAAAAUUGGGAAAAAAAAGAAUUGAUUGCUUCUCUGACAUGAGCUUAAUAUAUCGAACGCGGCCUCGUAUUAGAAACAUUAGAAUAAGCCCAUGUUUACAAGAUUUAGCUGGCUUUACCGCGAAAUCACCCGGUUACGUUCCAUGGAAUAAUAAAGAGAGAUUGAAUGGCUGAACUUGAAUUUCAAUCUGUGUGAGAUCUAUUGAAUAGGAUUUGGCACAGUAACUCUCACACAGAAAACCUUUUUCGUGAAUAAUACUCGGGGAAGAUCAGCAUUACCGUUUAGAGCCUUCAUUCCAGUCUGCAUAGCACCACCCAACAAUAUCACUCUUGGACAGAUUCGAUAAGCUUUACAAUGGAGUCAUUUCUAAAAAUAGAAUUUUUUGUAUUUUUUUGUGAACGGCGUGUUCUCUCCUACAGGAACGAGAAACGGAAAUGGUCUGUUUCCACAGCUCGUGCAUGUAGAUUCGUCAUUUACGUAGAAUAGCUCCAAUGGAGCCAUGUCCACCAUCUCACAGUAUAUCGGCUCACAUGCAGCGCGCUUGACAUACCAUUGGACUCAAACUUGAGCAUUGGUCCUAAAUGAAUAACUUUGAUGUUUAGUGCAAUGUAAGAAUUUUUUUUUUUUUAGCAUUUAUCACUUUGACGGGAUCCAAUCGCCGCUAUGUUUAUACCUUGUGGUACAGAACCCUUCAAGAGCCGGACCGGGCCGGGCUUGAUGUGACGUUUUUUGCGCCUCCCAAGGAACUCAUCUCGCCCUUUUCUGGCUCUGUUUGACACACUUGUAGAGAGUCCGCUUUUUUUUUUCGGACGCACCGUAUGCACCCACCCCUCAAUAUUUGGACUUUAUGUGGUAAAUCUAAUUGAUCAGUGUGACAAAAAUGUCCUUCAACUUCUAUAGUUUUUCUUUUAUUUUAGCGUAUUGUUUUUUUUUUUUUUACUUCUUUUUCACUUCAAUUAUUUUUAGAUUAUUUCCUAUUCCAGAAAAAUGUAACGUCGUCACCGUUGCGAAAUCCCAUUUGAAUGUUCGAUUAGGGCCUUUGAAGAUAGGAGAAUACCAGUUAUCUUCAUAGGUCAGCAGUUUGAUUGUCUGGGAGGUCCCACAGAGACGCCCCCCUAGCUGCCGCUCUCCACCCAGCAUUGUGUUGACAACUGUGCUGGCUUCCUUGCAAGCCUUAUUUCUAUUUUUAUUCACACAAACGACUUAUGUUUCCAUGCGCAUUUUGAAGUGCGGCCUUUUUCACAAGUUUGAGUUAUAUAUAGAAAGUAAUUUUUUUUUUUUUCCAUUUUUAAUUUUUUCCCUGCAUUGUUGCGAGUUCAAAUCUACGGGAACUCAUAAUUUGAAAAUAUAUGCUAUAUUCUUUCUACUUUGGUAACCUUUUUAUUUGAGAACAUCUAACACCCAGGACUCCAGGAACAGUGGAAGCCAGUACGUAGACCCACAAUUCUCUUCCAGGGCAACUCUCGAUAUACACUCAAAACCACAGAGCAAGACAAACACCAUUGACCAUGUCCGAGUCUCAUAUCCCUGGUAAAUCUCUCAAUAAGGUUUACAACCAGGACUUUAUCAUCGAUAAACGGUUCAAGAUCGUGAAGGAGCUUGGCCACGGAGCGUAUGGGAUCGUGUGUCUGGCCAAGUACGACGACGGCGGUGCCAACCCAGAUAAUGCCAACUAUGUUGCCAUCAAAAAGAUCACCAAUAUUUUUUCAAAGAAAAUUCUUUGUAAGCGAUCACUCCGGGAAUUGAAGCUUUUACAAUUUUUCCGUGGACAUAAGAACAUCACAUGUUUGUACGACUUGGACAUCGUCCCAGACCAGAUCACAGGCGAGUUCAACGAGGUAUAUCUUUACGAGGAGUUGAUGGAGUGUGACAUGCAUCAGAUCAUCAGAUCGGGGCAAGCAUUGACUGAUUCACAUUAUCAAUCUUUUAUUUAUCAAAUUUUAUGUGGGUUGAAAUACAUCCAUAGCGCUGACGUUUUGCAUCGUGACUUAAAACCAGGGAAUCUAUUGGUGAAUGCCGAUUGUGAAUUAAAGAUUUGUGAUUUUGGAUUGGCUAGAGGGUUUCUGGAAAACCCAGAACAAAACUCUGGAUUUAUGACGGAAUAUGUUGCCACCAGAUGGUACAGAGCACCCGAAAUAAUGUUGAGUUUCACCAACUAUACUAAGGCCAUAGAUAUUUGGUCGGUUGGAUGUAUUUUGGCCGAGCUUUUGGGAGGAAAACCUUUGUUUAGAGGAAAGGAUUACGUUGAUCAAUUAAAUCAAAUUUUGAGGAUUUUGGGGACGCCAAAGGAAUCUACCUUGACGAAAAUCGGAUCUAACCGUGCACAAUCAUAUGUCAGAUCACUCCCAUUCAUGAGAAAAGUUCAAUAUCUGGAGUUAUAUCCAAAUGCAAACCCCUUGGCAUUGGAUCUUUUGGAAAAAAUGUUAACCUUGGAUCCUUAUGAACGGAUAACUGUGACAGAAGCACUUGAACAUCCAUACCUUGCAGUAUGGCACGAUCCAAUGGAUGAACCUGAAUGUCAAGUUAAGUUUGAUUUCAAGUCAUUUGAAAAUGUUAAUGAAAUGGAUGAUAUGAAGCAAUUGAUUGUCGAUGAGGUGAAGCAAUUCCGUGAGUUUGUAAGGAAACCAAUCCAAGAACAACAACAAAUUCAACUCCAAGUGCAACUCCAACAACAGCAGAAGCAGAGAGAAGAGGAGACUCAACAACAGCAACAGAAGCAGUUGCAAGAACGUCAACACCUCCAACAACAACAGCACCUCCAGCAACAGCAUCAUCAACACCAACAUCAACAACAACAGCAACAACAACAGUUACAGCAACAACAACAAAUCCAACAUCAUCAAGAACACCCACAAUACAAUAUGAUCACACCCAACAACCAGUACGUGGAUAUGAUGACAACACCAACUACGUUCAACAACUUCACCCCUACAUCCGGUGUAAACACAAAUGCACCAGAUCUCAAGAGCGAUAGCGAGCUCCAAUACUACCAAUCGAUGCCCAAACCACAGGAGCUUGACGAGUUCACCUUCUCUGGCGGUAACGAAAAUGACACGAAUAUUAAUUCCAACGGUGAUAACCUUUUUCGACUUGAAGAAGAGUUAGGAUUCGGACUAGAUGGCGCAGGUUUUUUUAACAACUUGUAGGACUUUGCAUUAUUAUUGAAUAAAUAAAAACCAUAUAUAGAAACACAGAGAGGGUGUAGAUCCUUGUAACUGUUCGAUAUAUGCUACAUUAAGAUCACUACAAUGGUCUAAUGGAUCGUAUCUU